AUGCCGUGCAAGAGUUGUGGUCAGCCCUAUAAGGGUUUCGGCGACACCUGCGGCAGUUGCCGCAAGCUGACGCAGAGGGCGGCCACAUCCCGGGCCUGCUUUGGCUGCAACAGCUACUUCUGGGGCAACGGCACGCUGUGUGAGGACUGCCAGAAGAGUGCCGGCGAGUCGCGGACCGCAGCCAAGGCGGCCUUCGCAGCAGCCGCGGAGGAGCUCAGCAGACCGGCGCAUGCACCUGCUGAGCAGCAGGCCGAGGCCAAGUGCAAGAAUCGUGAUGCGGCGGCCAAGCUCGGCGUCGAGCAUGCUUGGACGGUGCGCCGCGGCGUGUUAAGUGCAGGCGGCCUGGGCGAGUUCGACCUCCAGGUGCUGAUACCAGGGCACGAGGACGCGGGUGGGUGCCUCCUCCUCUCGGAGCUCACGGGCAGCUUGCGGGGCUUCCUCGUAGGGCUGUGCGCCCUCUGCUUCCUGAUCGCUCUAGUGACGAAGUGCUUCUAUUGUCUCACUCCAGACGGAGACAUCUAUCCGCACCUCCUAGCGGUCGGGCCUCUGGCUGGGGUGGUGGUGCUCGACAAGAUGGGCCAGCCCAUCGACUCCACGUCCGAAGGCCAGAAGUUACGGAGGAGACACUCGGUGUACGGCGCCGACUGGGAGCCGACGCCGCUCGACUACGUAGCAGCCUUGCAGUUCUGCCGCCCCGAGGUUCUCUCCAACGGUCACCCGAGCCGGCGGCUCCGUGGGAAGCAGCCGCUGCCAGCAUCGGGAACGCCGUCAGGGGAUGGGGCAUCGAAGGUUCCGACUAACAUGGAGGUCUCAGAGGGGGCCCUGCCGACGCCGCCCGACGGGCACUGCUGGGAGAUCCUCGCCACGACGGGCUCGGACACAGCGCGCGCGGAGUUUCUCGGCGGCGCGACCGACGGGUGCGCAGUCGCAGGUGGCUUCGGGCUCGUGCUGAUGGGCUCGGAGGCGCAUGUCGUGAGAGUGGUGAAGCGUGACGAGCUCGGAGGCGACGGUGACUUAGACGCCCGGGUGCUCAGCAUCAAGGUGAAUUCCGAGGGAGAGCGGCGCCGUCUGUUCAAGGAUGCCGUCAACCUCCUCAGCGAGACGAGCUGGCCCUUCUGGCCAGUGCUCGGUCCGCGCACCACUCGCUGGUGCCUGCGGUUCCUGGCGGACCAGGGCGCUCACCCGCGGGCACGGCACGCGAAGUGGAGGCACGAGACCGGGCUCUCAUCCAGCGACCCCGGCGUUGCCGAGCACGAGCUGUGUAUGCGCGUGUUCGACGUAGCCAUGUCUUUCGACCAGCUGAACGUCAGCGAGCUGGCCUCUUUCGAAUACAUCGCGAGGCGGGCGCAGCUCAUUGAGCACCGCUACCGCGAGAGGGCCAUUGGCCGGCCCGACGGCAUCGACGGGGCCGAGGACGACUACCUCAUGAUGGGGACCUCGGAGACGCGCGGCCACCUGAUGAUCGCGCCGGAGCUCCAGGACUACAUCACGGCCGAGCUCCACCGCGAAGCGGGCGUGCUCAAGGAGCGGCGCAAGCUUCGCGAGGAGCGGGCCAUCUCUUCUCGCGGCGGCGGCGGAGGCGCCGCCCGCCGGCCGGGCCGCCCCUGGGCGUGCCCUGCCGGCUUCUCGGCUGGGAUGGUGGUCGCUCGCGAGCUGCUGCCUAUCAACCUGGCCGCCCUCUCGGCCCCGCGCGAGCCGCCUGGCGCUGGCCGCUGCAGCCGCAGCGUCUGCAGCCGGGUCCUCCGCCGGACCCUCGUCGACGAGCGCGUGCGUGAGUCGGUGACCGCCCUCAACCUUUUGUACAACCACGGCGAGGCCCAGGUCUCGCACCAACUUUCUCUCGCUCAGGUCCGUGGUGUCGAGCAUCUCCGACGUGGUUGGGAGCGACUCGGUGCCCCGGAGGUGAGCCCCGCGGCAGCCUGCAGUGAGCUGUGCGGGAGCAGGCCCGGGCAUGGCGACCCGGUGAAGACGGCUCCUUACCAGCGAGACCUCGUCUCGCUGCCGACCGGCGGGGUCCUGGCCGAGGGGGGCCGGUGCCUCGGCGGUGCGGCUUUAAGUUUCUGGAAGGAGUGGCGACAGCAUCUUUUGCGGCCCGGUGUCAGCCGGGAGGUAGUGCAGAAAUUCAAGCCCCACGUCGACAGUCGACUACGUGCGAAGGGUACCUAUGCCCAGUUCGCGUUAGACCUCCAGGCCGCCGGUUUGGUGAACCUGAGAGGCCGCCUCGACGCGACCUUGGGGGUGUUCUUCGCGUGGAAGAGUGACGGCGUCAGGCAGAGGCUGAUAUUCGAUACUAGGGGUAGCAACGAGUUUUUCAAUUCGCCAGAGUAUUCUCAGCCGUUCGACCCGUGCGUGAUGGCCUCCGACGCCUCCGGGGCCACCGAGUUCGACUUCGGGGGUUUCGGCGUCUGCGAGCGGGCCUGGGACUCGGAGGCAGUUCGAGCCGUGGCCAGCCGUGCGGAGAAGUGGAGGUACUGCGUCGAGGAUGCCAUCUGCGCCCGGGAGCAGAGUCUCGUCUCGGGCUGGCGCGACCCACGCGGGCCGGCGUUCCGCGAUGCUCCGGCGGCCUGGGCCAGGCCUGGAGGCGCGGCCGGCGCGAGCCUUUCGGCCGGCGCUGCCUUCGAUCGUGAGCUCGAGCGGACCAUCGUGCAGCGGGCCCGCGGACAGCUUGCAGCUCCGCUCGGGCUUUGUGGGCUCGGCGACGGCCUCGAUCCCGAGCUCGUCCACCUCGUCCAGUCGCUCGGGCAGUCCGGGCUCAGGGAGCCGCCGCAGCUGCUGCAGUUCGCGGCGGACGCCUCCAGGGCUGCGGCAGAGGGCCUGACGUUCCUCUCUCGAGCGGGGCACGGGACACAGCUGCAGCACCAGCGGGCCUACACCGACUUCCUGGACUGGAGCCGGGGGGAGAAGCUGAGGAUCAGCACCGUGGCCGAUUUAGACCGGGCCCUCGCCAGCUAUCUGGAUCACCUGUUCUUCGACGGUUGGAAUCGGGACCAGGGCGAGAAGACCUUGGCGGCUGUCCUUUUCUUUCGCCCGAGCCAGGGCUUGAAGCGGCCAGGGGCCCUGGAGGGCAGCCGAGCCGCACGCGAGGGUUUCAAGAAGAUGGCUCCUGGCAAGACCCGCAGACCACUUCCCAAGCAGGGGGUCUUCGCGAUCAUCGGGGCCGGCGUGUUCUGCGGCUUGCUCGACUUCUGCCUCGGCCUCCUCGUCGCCUGGGACGCGUGCCUCAGGUUGCCCUGCGACCUGAUUGGCAUGGUGGGUGGAUCCCUGGUGGCGCCAGCUCGGCGGAGCCGGAUCAACCGGUGGGCCAUCUUGCUGUUCCCCGAGGAGCUGCCCGAUCGGAGCAAGACGGGCCACUUCGACGAGGGGAUGGUGCUAGAGUCGGACGCCGUGCAGAGCGUGAGCUUCGCCCUGAAGGCCCUGAAGUCGCGGAGCCAGGCGGACGAGCCUCUGUGGCCGUUCUCCGGCCCAAGGUUCCGCCAGGAUUUCGCCGCGUGCGCCAGCCUGGCGGGGCUCGAGGACGCGCGCCCGUACCAGGUCCGCCACGGGGCCGCCUCCCACGACGCGCUGUUCAAAGUGAGGGAGUUCGGAGCGGUCCAGGAGCGGCUCAGGCACCUGAGCGAGUCCAGUACACGGCGGCACCGCAAGGGGACCCGCUACCUGGCCGAGUGCGAGAAGCUGUCCCCCGAGAUCAAGGCGUUCGGCGAGUGGGUCGAGGCCAACCUCGCCGGCCUCUUCUCCGGGCGGCUGCGCUGCCAAGCGCCACCAGGGCGCAGGGGCUGA
Molecule: messenger RNA, 3777 nt
Organism: Prorocentrum cordatum
Lineage: Eukaryota; Dinophyceae; Prorocentrales; Prorocentraceae
Source: the annotation of a GenBank genome assembly